Spodoptera frugiperda (fall armyworm) is the source of this 991-nucleotide messenger RNA. RefSeq lists its product as uncharacterized. The record is from RefSeq and is a predicted model, not a curated record. The coding region runs from base 390 to 941 and encodes 183 amino acids. The transcript has 2 exons. NCBI's taxonomy places the organism in Eukaryota, Metazoa, Arthropoda, Insecta, Lepidoptera, Noctuidae.
AAAUGAUUAAUAUUUAGCUUAAAAUGUAGGUAUUUUAUAUUGUAGUAGCUAAUCUCGUGCGGUUUCAGCCGCUCUGCUCGGCUCCUAUUGGUCGCAGCAUGAUAUUUUAUAGCCUAUAGAGUUAUUUGAUAAAUGGACUGUCUAACACAAAAAUAUUUUUUUAACCGAUUCAUUGCCACCUUCAUUUUCGUGAACAUUUCAGCCAGGCCCCAUACAUUGGUCGGUGGCUCACCAUUUGAGUCAUCGGCCUCCCUGAAGGAUGACUCAACUGUUGAGUCAUUGGCCCCCUGUAAUGAUUUAAUGCUUUUCGCCGUCAUUCGAGCCAGUCUGAUAACCAGGAAGGUUUUAUUGUGUUCUCCUAUUCGAAGUAGUGAAUAUUAAAAGUGAAUAUGGCGUUUCAAGAUAAUCAGGAGAACGACGAUUUUACUGAAUGUAGCCAGGCAUUGUUUACUGAUUUCUAUGAUCAACAAAAUGACGAGAAAGAAAACCAAAGUUUUCCAAACUCUAGUCAAUCGAUUUUGGAAAAAAGUAUACCAAAGAAGCGUCAAUUCACUGAAUCUCGGAAUAGUUGCAAUGUAGUUUCUAAUAACAGUUCAGAUACUAGCAUUGAAGAAAUUCUGGACUCUGAUGAAGACGAACAUAUUGAAAGGAAAAAAAAAUGUUAUCUUAAGAAUGAAAAUAAAAUGAAUAAUGAGGUCUCUAUAGAAAAAAAAUCAGAACAUGUUUGCUGUGCAGCAAAAAAAUAUUUUAAUGCAUUAUUCUCUAAGGAUUUUACAGCAGAAUUGAAUACACAAGAUGAGUUGCCUCCAAUUUAUGCUCAGUUUGAGCAUGAUUUAGGCAUAAUGCUUGCUUUUCGGUUGAGAAAUGUACCAGCCGACAAACGUUUGGAGUGUUAUGAAAAACUAAUUAAUACUGUUAGACAAUACGAAGGGAAAAAAUAAAGAAAGAUAAUAAACAAGACAUUUAUUAAUAAUAAUAAUUACAAGAAUCA